Messenger RNA from Aphidius gifuensis, 746 nucleotides. RefSeq names its product insecticyanin-A-like. The transcript is spliced from 4 exons. The record is from RefSeq and is a predicted model, not a curated record. Gene Ontology annotation, molecular function: pigment binding. Bases 8 to 574 code for a protein of 188 amino acids. Lineage: Eukaryota; Metazoa; Arthropoda; Insecta; Hymenoptera; Braconidae.
UCUCAUUAUGAUAUUGCUUUUAUUAUUAUCAGUUUUAUUUGCCGGUUCUUUGGCACAGGUACCGCUUUCGGAGUAUCCUCACUUCGAACCCGUGAAAAAUUUCGAUACAUCAAAGUUUUUAGGUACUUGGUAUCAAGUUUCAAGAACUCCAAAUCAAUAUGAAAUCGAUCAAAAAUGCUCAAUAUGUGGCUACCAUUUUCAUCGAAAUACUCCACUAAUUACUUACCUUGCUUCAACUGAUAUUAAAAGCGGCGAAUACAGUAGGUUGGUAGCUUCAGAUACCGAAAGAGAAUCAUAUUUAGCACAAUGGGAUUUCCGUUAUCCUGCAAAUCUUAAAGAUAGUAAUGGUGUCACAUCAAUAAUAGCUACGGAUUAUAUUAGUUAUGCCAUUAAGACACUCGUUCAACCAGCUCAAAACGGAAAACCCGGCUGCGAAUUGAUUGUAUGGAUUCUUUCGAGAGAGAAAACACUUUCAAAGUAUUUCGACAAAAUUAUUUCGAAUGUCUUGGAUCGAAACAAUAUUUCAUCUAGUAUAUUAUCUCCAGUAGAUCAGAGUUAUUGUCAUAUAGAAUAAGUAAAUUUAAAAAAAAAAAAAAUUAAAUUAAAACCUAGCUGUUAUAUAAUCUUAUUGUGAAAGUAAAAUUUGAAAAAUAAAAAAUAAUUUUUGUUCUUACCUUGCUAAAUUCUUCUAUUUUUUAUUCAAUUUCAAUCUUCAAUCUUUUAAUGUCCAUGUGACUAUAGCUAGU